AUGACGAGCACUAGAGGUCGCCUGGUGGGCCAGCCAUUACUCUAUGCAGUCUCUGUCUUUGCAAGUUUGGGAGUGUUUCUAUUCGGAUAUGAUCAAGGUGUGAUGAGUGGGAUCAUAACCGGUCCUCACUUCCGCGCCUACUUCAAAAACCCCGAUGCGUUUCAGAUUGGAACUAUGGUCGCUGUAUUGGAGGUCGGUGCUUUCAUCACGGCCGUUGCUGCAGGCAGAGUUGGAGAUAUCAUCGGCCGUAAGGGCACACUCUUCUGUGGCGCACUUGUCUUCACAGUUGGCGGUGUUGUUCAGACGUUUACGAACGGGUUUGGGAUCAUGAUCUUGGGUCGAGUUAUUAGCGGUUUCGGUGUCGGCCUUCUCUCCACCAUCGUCCCAAUCUAUCAAAGCGAGAUUUCCCCACCCAAUCAUAGAGGUGCCUUGGCGUGCGUCGAGUUCACUGGAAACAUCAUUGGUUAUUCCUUCUCAGUGUGGUUUGACUACUUCUGUUCUUUCAUCGAGAAUGACUGGUCUUGGAGACUCCCCCUAUUUAUGCAAUGCAUAAUAGGUGCCAUCCUUGCGGGUGGCUCUUUACUCCUGCCAGAGAGUCCACGGUGGCUGAUAGACAUCGAUCAGGACGAAGCUGGAAUGAAGAUAAUCGCAGACCUUCAUGGUGGCGACCCGGAUGAUCUUGGUGCCUUGGCCGAAUUCCGGGAGAUCAAGGACAAGGUCAUGGAAGAAAGAGGUCAACCCCGCUCCUAUGCAGUAAUGUGGGUCAAGUACAAGCGUCGUGUAUUACUUGCCAUGUCUUCUCAAGCAUUUGCUCAACUGGCGAGUCUUCCAGGAAACAUUGUAGAUCAAAUUUACUAA
Molecule: messenger RNA, 858 nt
Organism: Marasmius oreades (fairy-ring Marasmius)
Lineage: Eukaryota; Fungi; Basidiomycota; Agaricomycetes; Agaricales; Marasmiaceae
Exons: 8
Coding region: 1-858 (285 amino acids)
Biological process (GO): carbohydrate transport; transmembrane transport
Cellular component (GO): membrane
Molecular function (GO): carbohydrate:proton symporter activity
Source: RefSeq, a predicted model, not a curated record